AUGGCAGGAAGAGGUAGGAGAAGACCCAAUCACAACAACAAAAACAGGAAAAACAAAAACGACAAUAGAAAUACCAAAAGCGACAGUGGUGGCGGCAGCAGCAGCAGAAGGCGAUCAAAAUCAAUUCGAAAUUCUCUCUUUGUUGAAGGCGGUGUCUUGGCCGAUUGGCCCCCUAACCAAUCAGGAAGGAGUGCUAAUGUGAAUUCGAAUUCCAAGUCGGGUUUGAAACUGGGGAAUUCUAGUAAAGGAAAAGAGGGUUCGGGUUCGAAGAAUGGACCACCUAAAUCGAAUGGAAAUGCUUUCAGUUAUAGAUAUCCUUCUCUUGAUCUUCAGGAGGGCACCAGCAGAGAUACGGAUGAGUCGCGACCUAUUGUUUUAGUCGAUUCGAAGGAGAACCAGAUUGUUGCUUAUUUAGAUGAAACACCAACUUUGGCACCCUGUAACUUGAAUUUAACGUAUGAUUACAGUUCAGAUUUUCUGCUCGGCGAGAGCUCACAUAGGGGAUUGGGGUUCUGUGAGGAAUUUGAGGCUACCCCAGGUGCUGAAUCAUCCUCGAAGCAAAUGGAAGAGGAAGAGCAGAAAGGAUCUUCUUUUGAUUCACCACCGUCUGAAAAAGAAAUGGAUGCUGAUGACACUGCUAACUGUGAGGCAGGUGAAGAAAUGGUUGAAGAAAUGCUGACUGCAGCAUCUCCGAAGAAAAAUUCAGCGUUUUUGUCCAUUGGAGGCAUGAAAUUAUUCACCCAAGAUAUAUCUGAUGGGGAAAGUGAUGAGGAUUCCCUGGAUGAAAGCUCCGAAUCUUCUGAACGAGGACAACUAGUUGAACUGUCUCAAAGUGAUGACUCUAAUGACACAUCUGAUAGUGAAUUGGAUGUUGAUGAUGAAGUUGCAGAAGAUUACUUAGAAGGAAUUGGCGGCCGCACCAAGAUAUUAGAUGCCAAAUGGUUGGUAGAAAAUGAUUUGGAUGAUUCAGAUGAGGAUAGUUCUUCUAGUGGUUGCUUUGAUGAGACUGUACAGAAGUUGGGGGGAUUGCCCUCCAGGAGGCAUCUAGAAGAUAUGGAUCCAAGAACCGUCUCUGUGAGAAAGAAGCAAGCUGCCUGCUUCCCUCGGUCUUGGCCUUUAGAGGCUCAAAGGAGAAAAAACUCCCGAAAUUUUCCUGGUGAAAAAAAGAAACAUCGGAAAGAAAUGAUUGCUGUCAAGCGUCGUCAGAGAAUGCUGGGCCGGGGAGUUGAUUUAGAGAAAAUAAAUAAGGUUCGACGACUUUCAGCAAUUUAUCGCUUGCAUAGUGGGUCCCAAGGUUCUGGCAAGAAAAGCUUUGUUACAGUGACGCGAACACAGCACACAUGCAUGCCUUCAGCAAGUGAUAAACUCCGUCUAGAAAAGCUGAUAGGGGCUGGCGAUGAGGAUGCUGAUUUUUCUGUUAAUGCAGGCUCAAAAACAAAAUCAGCUAGCGCAGACAGAAAUAGGAAGAAGAAAAGCGCAAGGGGGAGUGUUGGGAGAAAUGUUUUAUAUGCUAAUCAACCAGUGUCUUUUGUAUCAAGUGGAGUAAUGCAAUCUGGAGUUGGUGAGACCAUAACAGUGGAUUCUCAAGAGAGAAAUGAAACUGGUGAAAACAAGGAUGCCACAAGCUCAUCGAAGUAUGGUGCAUUUGAGGUGCACACUAAAGGAUUUGGAUCUAAGAUGAUGGCAAAAAUGGGAUUUAUAGAAGGUGGAGGAUUGGGAAAGGAUGGUCAAGGUAUGGCUCAACCUAUUGAAGUGAUCCAGCGGCCUAAAUCACUUGGGUUGGGUGUUGACUUUUCCAACAUCAGUGUUGACUCGGUGAAGAAUAAACCUCAAAGCACUGGAACCGGAACUGGAACGUCUGGAAAACAUAGCAAAACUCAAAGCUUUGGAGGUUUUGAAAAGCACACCAAAGGAUUUGGAUCCAAGAUGAUGGCCAGGAUGGGUUUUGUUGAAGGCAUGGGCCUGGGCAAAGAUUCCCAAGGUAUUGUCAACCCUUUAGUUGCUGUUAGGAGGCCUAAAGCACGGGGAUUGGGUGCAAAAAGUUAG
Molecule: messenger RNA, 2046 nt
Organism: Dovyalis caffra
Lineage: Eukaryota; Viridiplantae; Streptophyta; Magnoliopsida; Malpighiales; Salicaceae
Source: the annotation of a GenBank genome assembly